UUCCUUCGGCAACUUACAGCUAUCGCCGCGUCACGAGUAACACCCCCAAAGAGCACCCGCAUGACUACUCCUGUCACCAUUCCUACACUUUGUCACGCCGGCAUACUCACAGACUGAGACUUGGUGACGUUCAUGGAGCUGGGCCUGACCCUACGGGCAUCCUACAACAAGCCUUCUGACCGCAAUAUUCCCUAAGACAACCCAGUACGGCCACGCGCCCCGCCCGCUGUCUGAGCGUAGUGCUGGCGGUCCAGCAUGAUGGCCUCAAACCUCCUCUCCAGACUUCUUCCCUCAGCGACCGAUGAGCCUUUCGACGAUCCUCUGAACCUUCAGCUGCGCCGAAGCUCCACCUCGACCGAUGGACAGCGCGAUAUGGACAUAGACGAAGAGAACUUUGGAGCCUACUUUGAGCCGCAAGACCUGGAACAUCUGCUAGAGGAAGCUUCUGGCAGCCAAAUGACUGUCGAUAGCCGUGCUGUGUCUCCCGAAGCAUUACGGAAGCCAAAUGCGCCUCCAGGCAUCAAUACAGCGAACAGAGCUGCCGGCUGGAUAAAGCCUACUCCGGCGCGAUCUGUGCCGGUGGAGGACGACGAUGAUGUUCCCCAUUCACUCCUUCUCGAAGGAGGCCCUCCGUCACCCAAAACGACAAGAGGCCUUCCUCCUCCAGUACCUGGCCCUUCGACACGGCAGACGCGUGCGCAGUGGAGCACUACACAACGACAGCAGCGGCUGCAUGAUGACAUGACGGGAAUACCAGUGAACACUUGGGAGAGGACAGGACAGUUCAACGUCAGCCCAAAAGAGAAGGCUCUGUGGCUGUGGGUCAACCAGACAGAUCUGGACGCGUACAUGAAGGAUGCAUACGAGUACUACCGCGGUCACGGUGUCUACUCGAUGCUGCUAAAACGAUUUUUGACUCUUUUGCAAACCGCCUUUGUGGUAGCCUUCAUGACUUUCCUUGGCUGGUGCAUCGACUACUCCAAGCUCUCCACGAGCCACAAGAUGAGCGAAGUGCUAGUACCCAAGUGCACUUCGAGAAUACACGGGUUCUGGAUCUUCGCGAUCUGGGUGUUCUCCAGCUAUUGGAUCUACUGUUUCUAUACCAUGGUCACCGACAUUCCAAGACUGAGAGCGAUGCACGACUUCUAUCAUCAUCUCCUCGACAUUCCGGAUCGUGACAUCCAGACCGUUGAGUGGCAACAAGUCAUCAGCCGUAUCAUGGCAUUACGUGACCUCAAUUUGACCACUGCAUCAAAUUUGUCACCGGAAACUCGGAAGCUGUUGGACUCGAAAAGCCGGCAGCGUCUAGACGCUAUCGAUAUAGCAAGUCGACUCAUGAGGCGCGAAAACUACCUCAUUGCUCUCUUUAACAAAGAGGUACUCGAUGUGACCGUGCCAGUUCCAUUUCUUGGGAAUAGAUACGUCUUCUCCGAGACAACGAGAUGGCAUGUAGAGCUCGCGAUCUUGGACUUCGUCUUCAGCGGGAAGAAUGGCCAGUUCAAUCCCGAAUUCCUAAAGGAGCGCAAUCGCAGAGAGCUUGUCAAGAGACUGCGAACUCGGCUGAUGGGUGUUGGUCUGAUCAGUGUUAUCUGUGCGCCCUUUGCAGUCGUGUUUGUCCUGGCAUCGUACUUGUUCAAGUACUUUGCGGAAUAUCACAAAGAUCCCGGUCAACUGAGCAAUCGUGACUUCACCCACUUUGCUCAGUGGAAGUUCCGCGAGUUCAACGAACUACCACAUCUCUUUGAGCGCCGCACCAAGAUGGCGCAACCAUACGCGAACAUGUAUCUUGCACAAUUUCCGAAGGAUAAGACAGAGCAAAUUUCCUCUUUCGUAGCAUUUGUUACAGGAGCCUUCGCCUUCGUGCUAGUGGCACUCACUCUCCUCGACUCUGAGCAGUUCCUCACAUUCGAGGUCACACCUGGAAAGACCGCAAUCUUCUGGAUUGGCGUCAUGACAGCCAUCUACCGCUCUGCUAGGGGAAGCAGCCCUCAGGAAGACCAGAUCUCCGAUCCUGCAUUCUACCUUGGUCACGUCAUCUACCACACGCGCUACGAGCCCGAAUCCUGGACAGACCGUUUGCACACUGAUGAAGUCCGCGCCGAAUUUGCAAAGCUCUAUCAACCCAAGAUUCUCAUUUUUGCCGAAGAGAUCCUGAGCAUGGUCAUCACACCCUUCCUACUCAUCUUCCGCCUGCCAAACUGCAGUGAGCGCAUCGUUGACUUUUUCCGCGAGUUCUCCAUCGUCGUCGAUGGUCUGGGCGUGACGUGCUCCUACUCUAUGUUCCCCUUCAACAAAGGCACGCAAAAUCGCACAAACAACAUCCCAGCCCAGCCUGGCGCACGCGCCAAUGACCCCGCUAGCGACCCUCGAGAAGACUACUUCAUGACAAAAGACAACAAGAUGAUGGCCAGCUAUCUCGGCUUCAUGGAUACAUACGGCAACCCCAGCGGCAGGGGCUAUAACAUCAGACUACAGGGUCGCAGCACCUUUCAUCCCCCACCGCAAUUCCCGAAUGCAUUCGGCAACAUGAGCCAAACCGCUCACUUGGGCGAUGCCCGAGGGUCCAGCAGAGGUCCUAUGGGCCGCACUCCGCAACACAUCCAGCGCCGCACACAGCCACCUGUGAGAGACGAGCCCAUGUCCUCGAUGCUGCUGGACCCGCAUCACCAGCCGUCCGCUUCGGCAGUGAGGAGCUCACCCCGAGGUGCGAGCCAUGGAAGGUACCAGUCGAGACUGCACAAUGUGGCGAGUCCAACGAGGUACGCGGGAGCGCGAAUUGAGGAAGAGAGUACUAUUGGAGACAGCUGGCGAACGAGCAGGCUGGCGCAGGACGACGAAGAAGAGGAUGAGGCGCCUGGUACGGGUAGGGGUGGCGUGCUGCAGUUAUUGCAGCAGUUUAGCAAGGCGCAGGCUGAGGGCCGAGGGGCCGGUGUGGGGGUAUAACCAUUUGCUGGCGUUUGGCACCAACUUGCAUGGGCAUUAGAUGGGCACUGACGGUACAUUUGAACCCACGGGGGCUAGCAUAGCUCGUUGAUACCGCAAUACAUCGU
Messenger RNA from Didymella exigua CBS 183.55, 3050 nucleotides. Its product is annotated as membrane protein Gsa14p. Gene Ontology annotation, biological process: protein localization to phagophore assembly site; autophagy of mitochondrion. Bases 256 to 2943 code for a protein of 895 amino acids. NCBI's taxonomy places the organism in Eukaryota, Fungi, Ascomycota, Dothideomycetes, Pleosporales, Didymellaceae. The transcript is spliced from 2 exons. The record is from RefSeq and is a predicted model, not a curated record. Gene Ontology annotation, cellular component: autophagosome; phagophore assembly site.